This is a messenger RNA of Bactrocera oleae (olive fruit fly), 4315 nucleotides long. RefSeq names its product leucine-rich repeat and immunoglobulin-like domain containing-NOGO receptor-interacting protein 4. Gene Ontology annotation, molecular function: protein binding. The record is from RefSeq and is a predicted model, not a curated record. Lineage: Eukaryota; Metazoa; Arthropoda; Insecta; Diptera; Tephritidae.
UGGGCCACUACUGCACACCGAGGUGUUGUUAACACACUCAGUUCGUUCAAGUUUUAGUGUAGUUCGUUGCUUGGCCGUGUGCGGUUGUAAACUUACUUGGCUUUUAAACAAGAAACAAAUUCGUACACUUUCGAGACUUAGCAAAAUCAAAUACAAAAGCCGUCUAUAAAUGUAGAGCGCCUAUAGUUACGAGCUUGAGGUUCGAAAAAGUGCCAAGUUUUUUUUCGUAUUAGCAAAACCGUGAUUAAAGCGAACACUUGGAUUAUCGCUCACGGUGCAGCUAUUGCAGGAAAUUUGGGAAAAAGUGUUUUCGAAAAAAUCACAAAAAAAAAAUAAAUACAAAAACAGAUGAGCAAAGAAUGCUAAAAACUGUGUUGAAAAUAUUUUUCAAACUAAUCAAGUGAUUUUGUAAAUAAAAAAUUUGAAUUUUUGUGAAUUUUGCGCAAGUAAAUAACUGUGUAGGAAACAACAAAAAAAAGCAAAAUAAACGAAAGCAAAGCAUAAGCAACAACAAACAUUUGUGUUUGCCACGGAAAUGCGUUAUUAGCCGUUUUGUGUUAAAAUCGCAGUGAAAAUUCAAAUUCAAUCAGAUUGCAAUUAAAGUGCGUGGGAAAAUUUGGAGAAAUCAUAAAAAUCGCAUGACAAUUGAGUUUUAAUGUACACGAGCUACUGCCGGACAGUUGGAAAAGCAAUGGAACGCUUAUAAAACCAACACCCAUUAACGACGCGACGUAUGCACUACAGCAACCAAUAAAAAUAACAACAACAACAUUAGAAUCCGAGUUUAAUAAGGAGUCACAUACACAUACACAUAUAUACCACAAAAUGUUGCAACUCAAGAGCAUUACCUACAUUUCGCUGCUCAGUCUGCUGCUCGCCGCCACAGCUAGCGGUUUGGCUAACUGUCCACCCGGUUGUCAGUGCGAUGACAAUACUUUGGUCGUGCAGUGCGGCGAGGGUCAAUUGGAUGUUCUGCCGAUUGCACUGAAUCCGUCCAUACAACGUUUGGUGAUACGCAACAACAAAAUCAAGACGAUAGACUCUUCGAUACAAUUCUAUGCCGAGCUGACAUUCCUCGAUUUGUCGUCGAAUCACCUGAUGACCAUACCGCAGCGCACCUUCGCUUACCAGAAGAAGCUGCAGGAGGUGCAUUUGAAUGACAAUAAGAUUGGCGCAAUCAGCAAUAAGACAUUCAUCGGUUUGUCGGCCGUGACGGUGUUGAAUUUACGCCAUAAUCAGAUUUCCGAGCUACAUUUGGGCACCUUUACGCCGCUGGCUAAAAUUGAAGAGCUGAAUUUAGGUAAUAACCGCAUUGGCUUUGUCGAUCCGAAAGCGUUUGACGGUUUGUCGCAGCUGCGUAUCUUGUAUUUGGAUGACAAUGCGUUGACUUCGGUGCCUGAUCCAGUUAUUUUCCAGGCCAUGCCCAUUUUGGCGGAGCUCUUUCUCGGCAUGAACACUUUAUUGAGCAUACCUGCAGCGGCCUUCCAAGAUGUGCCGGCCUUAACGCGUCUGGACUUACGUGGCGCUGAGUUGCAGAAUAUUUCGCAUGACUCGUUCAAGGGUUUGGAAGCGCUGCGCCAACUGGAUCUCUCUAACAAUCGCUUGACACGUGUGCCCACCUUCAGUUUGAGUAAUCUGGCGCGCUUAGAGGAGUUGGCGUUGGGUCAAAAUGAUUUUGAGGUGAUUGUUGAGGGUGCUUUUGUCGGCUUGAAGCAAUUGAAACGCUUGGAAAUCAAUGGCGCUCUACGGCUGAAACGCAUAAUGAACGGCGCCUUCUCGACAAAUGGCAAUUUGGAGUAUUUAAAUCUGUCAUCGAACAAAAUGUUGCAUGAAGUGCAGGAGGGUGCGCUGAGCGGUUUACCCAAUAUGCGUCAUGUCAUACUGAAAGCAAACGCGCUCACCACACUUGCAGAAGGUCUUUUUCCAUGGCGCGAUCUCAUUACGCUCGAUCUGUCGGAGAAUCCGAUGUCUUGUGAUUGUCGUGUCAUGUGGCUGCGCAACUUGUUGGUGGAAAAGAACGGUACAAACGAUGCGAUCUCUGAAGUCUACUGCGCCUUCCCCGAACGGCUGCAUGGUGAAGCUUUGCGCAACUUGAACCCGGCGCUUAUGGGUUGCACACACACCGAUCCACGCAAGCAAGCUUUGAUUGGCGCGCUACUCGUCGGUUCGGCAGCCACGCUAACUGCCUUGGCGCUCAUAUUGUAUCGUUGUCGCCGCAAGAUACGCGAGUACAUCAGCAGCGGUGUUUGGGGUAAUUCCGCUUUGGGACGCAAAGAACGUGAAUACCAAAAGACUUUCUGCGAUGAGGACUACAUCACGCGCCAUCAACAUCAUCCCUGCAGUCUUGGCAUACACUCGACCUUCUCAAACACCUACACCCCACAUCAUCCCGCUGCACGUCAUUACGGCUUCUGCACCAUGCCCAUCAACGACUUGAACGCGCCGGAUACACAGAAGAAUCUACAGCAGCUGCAAGUGCCCACCGCCACAGUGUUGAACGAGAAGAAAGCACUACAAACCGGUAUUAGCAUUGACGAUUGCGCAUCCUACUCGCUACGGCUUAAACCCUGCAACGGCAGCGUUGUGGAAUCGCAGCCGAGCGUGAACCAUUACACGAAACCGCAAUUCGCACACUCCGCCGUUACGCUAGAUGUCGGCGAGUCGUGUUACUCCUAUGCCGAUGUGCCAAUGAUGCAUUCGCCCGGGGUGAAUACAUGUGAAGCACGCCAACACCAGCUGCGCCUCACGCAAGAGCACUUCAACCAACAACAGAAACAACAACAGCAGCAGCAACAACAGCAGCUGCAUUAUGGCACUUCGUCACGUAGCGAUUGUGAUGCGUCUAGCGAGGUAAUGGAUGCCAAUUAUAUUUACAGCAACGCACACUAUUCGAUGCCGUUAGAGCAGGGACGUUGCGCCAAAACGCCCACACCACCGCCACUACCGCCAGCAUUGCCCUUGCGUAAUGGCGUAGCGACUACGGGUCGUCGCUCCUUUAUGGGCGUCAAUGCACAAAAGCAACAACAGCAACAGCAGCAGCCAUGCAACAACACAAUGCGUAAUCCCCACUGAUCGCAGGUGUUUAGUGUGGGUGAUGAGCUGCCGCUGGCGGUGCGUUACCCUACCUAUCACCAUCCCAAGCUGAGCUUGUACGCUUAGUGGGCGCCAACUGUGAUGUGACCGCGUGUCGUAGCGCAAGCGUAUUAUCAAAACGAGACUUUGAGAUAUACAGGGGGACGUUAGCGUGUAGGAGAGAUCACGAGAUAGAAUUUCAAGUAUUACUACUGAGGACCCUAAGUACAUAAAUAGUAAACCAACGAAUUAUAGAACUUAAGUAACCAACUCGUAUGUAAUUAGCAGCAAAGAUAAUAUGCUAAGUUCGUGCACCUAAAGGUAUGCUUUGGAAAGCUGAUUUUGAAGGCGUGAAAUUAAAAUUAAAAUCUGAAAUCAAAGUGGUACCUUUGAAAAAUUUGUAUAUAAAAAAUAAAAAUAAUAAUUUAAAGCAACAAUAACAUUUCACGAAGAAAACAACAAACCGAAAGACAUAGUGUUAAUUGUAAAUAAAUUAUCUAAGUAGUUUAACAACUAGUUCAUAAGCAUAAUUAUUAUUUUUACUUUUUUUUUUGUUUUGAAAAGAGCACUGACUUAAUUUUUAGCAACGGUAAUUAUACCGUUAAGUGAAAAUUGUACUUAUUUAACCGCUAAGCAAAUGUAAAUUAUUUUAUAAAAAAUGUUGUUUAGUUAGUUUAUUUAGUUUUAAUACAACAACACAACACUAAUUUCUAAUAGUUAGAAGAAUAUUUAAAAUAUAUAUAAAAAAUUGAUAAAAACCGCAAAAAAAUCAUAAUAAAGUAAAUAAAGUAUCAACUUUUUUGAAUUAAAUUUUGAAUUGUUCGGAUCUGCACAAUUUUUUCAGAGAUUGUACCGAUUUGAGAUAAUAACCCUUGCCAAAUUUCUUAAAGAUAACUCGUCAAAUGAAAAAGUUUUCCAUACAAGCACUUGAUUCCAAUCGUUCAUUUUGUACGACAUUUACUUGUAUAUAGUAUACUUGUAUAGUCGUUCAAUAUCGGCAUUUCCGACAAAUGAGCAGCUUUUUGGAGAAGAAAAGACGUGCGCAAAAUUCCAUAUCGAUAUCUCAAAAACCGAUUGACUAGUUCGUGUAUAUACAGACAGAUGGGUAUUAAUAUUAUCCAUUAUAUUAUUAAUGUAUUCAUUUAGUUGAAGUAAAAAAUAAAUUUUAAUUAAGGUUUUUAAAAUUAAAAAAAAAGUAGUUUAAAAAAGGUUAAGUAAUGGCAAUUAAAUUAAUUAAUUUUGU